GUCUUAUUCGGCAUAAACUAAUGUUUUUUCAAAGCUCUAACCAACACAUUUUCAACUACCCCCAACUCUCUAUUAUUUCUAUAUAUACUCUGUUUCUUUUUUCACCACCGCCGUCUGACGGAUCUCCCUAUGUUCCAUCAUCUUCCCGACUUUCCUUCCUCCUGUAUACCCUCCGCUUUCCAGUCUCACUCUUUCUCUGCCUGAACUCCUGCACAUCGAGGAAGGCUUCUAGGAUGGCUUUAGCUCCAACUUCCGCCCAGCUAUCAAAACCCAUCUUUUCUUCCAAACCCAUUUCGCAAAGGAGUCUCUUUCCGUUACCCGCUUCCUCUAAGCUCCAGCCUCGGAAGUCUUUAAUCCGAUGUUCUGUGGCGGUGGCUCCGGCAACUGCCGCCGUGCCCGCUGCGGCCAAGGUGAAGUCCGUGAAGGCUAGGCAGAUAAUUGACAGCAGGGGAAACCCGACUGUGGAAGUGGAUCUGGUGACUGAAAGUGGGCUGUACCGAUCGGCUGUGCCCAGUGGAGCUUCCACCGGGAUCUACGAGGCAUUGGAGCUCAGAGAUGGAGACAAGAGUGUUUAUGGGGGCAAAGGCGUCUUGAAUGCUGUGAAGAAUAUCAAUGAAUUCCUGGGUCCUAAGCUUGUCGGAGUGGAUAUCAGGAACCAGGCUGCUGUAGAUGCACUUAUGUUGGAGAUUGAUGGAACACCAAACAAAUCCAAACUUGGAGCAAAUGCAAUACUAGGAAUAUCUCUGAGUGUGUGUAGAGCUGGUGCUGGAGCCAAAGGGAUACCUCUGUAUAAACACAUUCAGGAGCUUUCGGGGACCAAAGAGCUUGUUAUGCCCGUUCCUGCAUUCAAUGUGAUCAAUGGAGGUAGUCAUGCUGGCAACAAUCUGGCCAUGCAAGAGUUCAUGAUUUUACCGGUUGGCGCCACCACAUUUGCUGAGGCUCUCAAAAUGGGCAGUGAAGUGUACCACACACUCAAGGGAAUCAUCAAAGCAAAAUAUGGACAAGAUGCAUGCAAUGUAGGAGAUGAAGGGGGGUUUGCUCCAAAUGUUCAGGAUAACAGGGAGGGUUUAGUUUUACUAAUGGAUGCAAUUGAUAAAGCAGGCUACACUGGAAAGAUCAAGAUAGGUAUGGAUGUUGCAGCAUCAGAGUUCCUUAUGAAAGACGGGAAGUAUGACCUUAAUUUCAAGAAUCAGCCAAAUGAUGGUUCUCAUGUGCUUACUCCUGAGAGCCUUCUUGAUCUAUACAAACAGUUUGUCAAGGAUUUCCCUAUUGUAUCAAUUGAAGAUCCCUUUGAUCAAGAUGAUUGGAGGUCAUGGGCAGCUCUAGAAUCUUCCGUGGAUAUACAGAUUGUGGGUGAUGAUUUAUUGGUCACAAAUCCAAAGAGAAUAGCUGAAGCUAUUCAGAAAAAGGCUUGCAAUGCUUUACUGCUCAAGGUAAAUCAAAUAGGUAGCGUGACAGAAUCCAUACAAGCAGCGCUUGACUCAAAAGCAGCGGGAUGGGGUGUCAUGGUCAGCCACAGGAGUGGUGAAACCGAGGACAACUUCAUUGCUGACUUGUCUGUUGGUCUGGCCAGUGGACAGAUCAAGACAGGUGCCCCCUGCCGAAGUGAGCGUCUAGCCAAGUAUAACCAGCUUCUGCGCAUUGAAGAGGAACUUGGAAACGUGCGCUAUGCUGGUGAAUUUUUCAGAGCACCAUGAGAAAGAUGACAAGGUUGCAGCUUUGGAUUUUUUAGACUUUAUAGCUGAUCAAUGCUCAUGAAGUUGUUUGUUGUAGAAUAAUAACAAUAAAUAAUAUGUUAAGUGUUAAAAUGCAUUAAUUUAUGUAUUCUUGAAGGAUGA
Molecule: messenger RNA, 1838 nt
Organism: Cuscuta epithymum
Lineage: Eukaryota; Viridiplantae; Streptophyta; Magnoliopsida; Solanales; Convolvulaceae
Source: the annotation of a GenBank genome assembly